This is a messenger RNA of Micromonas pusilla CCMP1545, 1302 nucleotides long. RefSeq lists its product as uncharacterized. The coding region runs from base 1 to 1302 and encodes 433 amino acids. NCBI's taxonomy places the organism in Eukaryota, Viridiplantae, Chlorophyta, Mamiellophyceae, Mamiellales, Mamiellaceae. The transcript has a single exon. The record is from RefSeq and is a predicted model, not a curated record.
AUGGCGUUAUGCGACUACGACGCCACAACCCAACGCGCGCGGACGCCACGCCGCGCGACCGCGCGGGAUACGACGCGCACGAUGAGCGAGGCGUCGUUCCGCUCGAGGGCGUCGAACCUCCGGUCCGACUCCGGCGGCGGCGCGGGCGCGACGGCGCUCGCGGCGGUCGAGCCCGUCGACGAGAGCGAGAGCUACGGCCUGAGAGAAGUCGACACGCGGACGCGAGGCGAGCGCGCGCGCGACUACGCGGUGCGCUUCGUGACGGACAAGGUGAGGAACGCGCCGCAGGCGGAGGACGGCGGCGCGGUGCAGGGCGGCGCGUUCACCUCCGUGGACGCGGGCGGGAACGUGUACGCGGACCCGGAGAAGAUGGAGGCGAUCGGCACCGAGGCGCUGGAGACGGCGCUGGCGCAGAUCCCGGAGGACGACGACGACGACGACGACGCGAGCAACCCCGGGGCGGCGUUCCAGAAAGCGUUCGCGCUCAGGAAGAUGCGCGAGGAUCUGUUCGAGCAAGUGAAAGAGGCGUGCAUGGAGCAGGCGAGCCAAGAGAUGCGCAUCGCGCGACGUAGAGCGCUCGUGGCGUCGCACGCGACGCAGCCCAAGGCGCCGCCGCAACGACAGAGCGGGCUCGUCCAGCCCGAAUUCCUCUCGAACUCGAGGAAGGCGAUGGGGGAGGCGAACUCGGCGAAGAUGUCCUACUACCAAGCCCCGGACCCGUACGACGAGUCCGUGUUCGGGGUCACGAACACGUCGAUAUACAGGGUGAAGAACGACGCGAGGACGACGCAACGGAUGCUGGAGUUUUUGUUGGGGUACUCGAGCGUCGUGGACCCGGACGACCUCGAGGAGAUCGAAGCCGGCGCGAUGGGGCUGACGGUGUCCAGAGGGAAAGGCAUGCGCGAGCUCGCGCUGAAGUACGCGACGCACUUGGAUAAGACGUUGCCGGAGCGCCACGCGAACGUCUUGAAGUCGCUCGUGAAGACGGCGGCGGAUGAUUUCAUUCGGCAAGAGCUCCUCGGUUUCGACGCCGCGCAGGCGUACGCGCAGAGAGAGCGCGAGAGCGCGAGCGAGGUCGCGGCGACGAAUAAACAAGCGUGGAUGACGUCGAUGUUCCCGGACGCGCUGUGGCCGAACAAGGCGAAGGUUGGGGGCGCGGACAAAGCCGCGUUGCCGUCGGUGGGGACGCUCGGAGCGUUCGGCGGCGGCGGCGGCGGCGGCGGAAACCCGGGCGACGGCGCGGUGCAAGUCCGCAUGAACCCGUCCGGGUUUAACGCGGGGUCGACGUACAGCGGGAGCUAG